Messenger RNA from Fonsecaea multimorphosa CBS 102226, 1524 nucleotides. RefSeq lists its product as uncharacterized. The record is from RefSeq and is a predicted model, not a curated record. Gene Ontology annotation, biological process: transmembrane transport. Lineage: Eukaryota; Fungi; Ascomycota; Eurotiomycetes; Chaetothyriales; Herpotrichiellaceae. The transcript has 4 exons. Gene Ontology annotation, molecular function: transmembrane transporter activity. Bases 1 to 1524 code for a protein of 507 amino acids. Gene Ontology annotation, cellular component: fungal-type vacuole membrane; plasma membrane.
AUGGAGAAGUAUCUUAACGAUAAGCCCCCGAUGACGAAGAACCAACCUCAUGAGGUGGUUGAGAACUCACCCAUCGAGGGAGAGGCACUGCCAAUCAAGCCCCUUUCCAAGUCGUGGCUGACAGAGCUCCUUCUCACCGUCGAGACGAGUGGCAUUCAGCGGGUGACGGAGGAUGAACGACAGCAGAACACCAGCAAGGUGUGGAACGCGUGCACUUUCUGGCUGAGCGCGAACAUGGCUGUGGCAACCCUUAACGUCGGAUCCGUGGGCGGCAGCAUGGGGUUGUCGUUCUGGGAUUGUUUUGCCAUCAUCGUCGUGGUCAAUGUCUUCAGCUGCAUGAUCCCGGCAUGGACCGCAGGAUUUGGAUUGACGGGAUUGCGCAUGACGUCCUUCUCUCGUUAUUCCUUCGGCUACUGGGGCAAUCUUCUGGUGGUUGUAUUCUCCAUGGUCUCGACAACGGGCUGGAAUGCCGUCAACUCCAUCUCUGGGGCGUCCGUCUUGAAUGCCCUCUCUGAUGGGAAAUGCCCGACGUGGCUCGGAGUUGUCAUCAUCUGCACCACUGUCUGGGUCAUUUGUGCCCUCGGCAUUCAUUGGAUCCAUCGACUUGAUGCUUUCCUCUGGAUUCCUCCUUUCGUGGUUUGGUGUUUCACGGCCGGCUUCGGGGCUUCGCAUUUCUCUGGAGACGCCGUCAAGUCACCGUCCGGAGCAAACGGCGCAGCGGCAUCCCUUUCGUACAUUGCACUCAUUUUCUCCUUUGCCGUGUCUUGGAUCAAUUGUGCUGCCGACUAUAAUGUCAGGAUGCCUGUCAACACGUCCAGAGCCCAGAUUUUCAUCGCAACCUAUGUCGGAAUCGCCGUUCCCACCAUUUUGGUUCAGACCCUGGGUGCAGCACUGUAUACCGGCACUGAGGUCAACCCAGAGUGGAAGUUGACGUUCAAGCAGAGCGGGAUCGGCGGUCCCCUCAAAAUGGCAUUAGAACCGGCUGGAGGUUUCGGAAAAUUCCUUUUGGUGCUCGCAGCAUUGAGUGCCAUUCCAAACAACAUCCCGAACAACUACUCUUUCGCCAUGCAUGCGCAAAACUUUGGUCCCUGGGCGGCACGGAUUCCUCGAAUCUUUCUGGUCACUCUUGGAUUCAUUGCCGCCGUCAUUGUCGGUGCAUGUGCUGCUGAAUUCUUCAGUGAUACUCUUCAGACAUUCCUGAGCAUCAUCGGGUACUGGACAGUCAUUCAUCUCACUGUGGUUGCAGAGGAACAUAUCAUUUUCCGGGCCGGUCGCUGGAGUCAAUACAAUUUGGAUGCCUGGAACCAGCCCAGUCUUCUUCCUUUCGGCUGGGCGGCGAUCGGAGCUUUUGGGUUCGGCUUCAUGGGCGCAGCCCUGGGCAUGAAAACAGCUUGGUAUACAGCUCCCAUCGCUGGCCUGAUAGGAAGAAAAGGCGCUAAUAUUGGUCACGAGCUGACCUUUGCCUUUUCGGCAGUCACUUUCCCACUCUUCCGAUAUCUGGAGAGGCGGUACGGAGGCAAAUAG